Molecule: messenger RNA, 5222 nt
Organism: Coregonus sp. 'balchen'
Lineage: Eukaryota; Metazoa; Chordata; Actinopteri; Salmoniformes; Salmonidae
Source: the annotation of a GenBank genome assembly
GUGCAUUGCAUCACUACCCACUCGCCAUCCAUCCCAUCUCCUCUUUACAGUACCAAAACAUAUGGUGGAAAAAUCAUCACAUCUGCCGGGACGCACUACAACAAUAGACAGCAUCUAGCCCAAGAGAACCGGGGCGUCCAUCAUGUUUGCUGUCCAGAGCUCCAUGAGGCUGUGAGCGCCGUCGUGAUUUUUGACACGGGGUACCAUCACGGCAGCCGAGGAUUCUUCUCGCGACUGUCUGGGCUCUCCAUCGAGUGGGGAAGAUGGCCGCCAUGAAAAUUUUAACCAGCAGUGGGCUGUUCUUAGCGUUAUGUGCGUUGGGGUUGCUAGCCAUGGCAAUCUGCACCGACUAUUGGUAUGAGACAGAUGCGCGGAGACACCGAGAAAGGUGUAAAAACUACGCCAACAAGAGAAACGACCCGGGGUACAUCUACAUCUCAAAUAGCAAUCUCCCCCUCCAGAUGCCCCCAAAGGGCAUUGUAAGGAAAGGUAACGGUCCAAGUGCCGGAGCUCAGCCUCUUAUUAGGGAAAAACGGCACUUUCUGGCCGCAGCAUCAGCUAUGGAGUCCCACUGCAAUCGCCAGUUCAAUUCAACCAUAUCUGGGCUCUGGAGAAAGUGUCUUCGAGAUGGAUUUGACCUGGAGACAGAGGACCUCAUAUAUAAAGGUAAGGAUGCUACAGCUAAUAGCCUACAUCAGGCCCUGGUGUUAUGUGGUGCUGAUGCUGCUCACUGAGUGUAAGCAUGUUGCUCAGAUCCAAGCUCAACAUGAUCAUAUUGAUACACUGGGCAUGGGAUUAACUGAUGCUCGUAACUGUCACUGUAGGGCCGUUGCCAUAAUAAUAUUUUACAAGAGCGGCUUUUGUUCAUCAUUGUAAACUACAGUAGCCUACAGUAAAUAAUCUAGAUGGGAAUGCCAGUAGUGUCCGUGACGCCGAAGACGUGACACCUCCGUAUUUUUUACACUUUGUGUACAGCUCUGUCCAUGGUGCUGAAUUUAAUUUAGGCUUUGCGACCAGCCCGUUUGCCUUGCAGUAGCACACUAUGGCGGAGGAAGGGGGUCUUCCCUUGUAAAAGCGAAAAGGUUUUGUCUCAGGUGCUAUUUGGACAUUUCGAUUUUGCUGAGUGCAUUUGGCAUCUGUUACAUUAAAAUACUAGAUAAUGUGUUAUGGGUGAUGGGUCGACUGCCACGGGGGAGACCGAGAGAAGAGCAAAGACUGAAUUAUUGAUAAACAUCCUGGUUCGUGGGAAUUUUGAGCUGCAGGAGAGAAAAUCACAGUGCAUGGAACUCUCGCAGAACGGCCUCGUCCGAUACAUAAGAUCAGGGUUUUCUGUGCAAUGCAAUGAGGCGUUCAUGCCUGACAACUCUGAGAUUCUGAUGAAUAAUGAGAGCACGAAAGCAUCAAUGUUAUCAUAAACACAGUACCUUAAUUCAAGGGAAAUUCAGGAUACUGAACAUUUUGGAGAAUUCUCCAGAAAUUGUAGCAUGUUUGUUUACCAGGAUGUUUUCCUAAUGUAUUCAAUCAGAUUCAAACUGUCCAGAGUAGGCCUAAGAGGACAGUGAAAACAUAAAUGUUCUUGGGUUGUUCCACGAAAAUAGUUCCUUUUGCAUCCCUUUGAUAUUUGAAUUAGAAAUUGUGCACCAAUGUUGAAUUUUAAAAGCCUGUUAUAUUAAAUGAAGUGCCCUUUAAUAUAGACCACAUGGAGAAUUCAAUACAUCAGAUUUUUAUAAGAAUACAAUUCAGCAUUUUGAUGUGUCCCCUCUGUGCACCCUCUGUGACUUCUAGGAAGAUUUUAACCCCUUAACCCCAAAAUGUAUCCAAGUUUUCAGCAUCAUUGUAAAGCCCUAAUUAUUUUGUUGCUUUGAAAAAGUCAUUUCUGAAGAUUAUUAUUUAUUUCAUGUGAUUAGUGAUUCAUUUACGUUUGUCCCUCAUUUUGUUAUUCUGGAUGGCCAGCUAAGAACAAUGACAAGCUGCCAUGUGGGGAAUUGUAGGUGGCUCGUUUCAGCUAGCUUGAUCUUGUUCUUGAUACCAUGUCUUGUUUUGAGGUGUUUUGACUGAUGUCAUGUCUAUGCUAAUAUGGCCAAAAUGUGCUAGCUAGCUAACCAACAACUGUAACGAUGUAUUGAGAGACAACAAGUAAGUGCUUAUUGUGCAAAUGUAUUUGUUUUCAAUUAAACAUAGGAGAGGAAAUAUAGUUUACAUGUUGUCAACAAUCUAAGCCAACCCUGUCUGUUUUGCCCCAUAGUUGCGUAUGCAUCGGUUUUGUUAAACAACCAACCCAUCUAUAGUAAAAUCAUAGUGUAAAAACAGGUGAGCUGGUUCAAUCAUUUUUUUGCCCCUUUUCUGGUGUUUUGUGGUGGAAAACUGAGCGGGUCGAGCAUAACACGUCAACCCUAGAAAUGUUUUAACAAUGUAAUUUUUUGGGUGAAACUUGCAUUUAGUUUCCAUUCCCUGUUUCACACAACAAUCUUCCAUUCCCACUGUGAUACGUGGAUUUAUGGCUGAUUUAAGAUUAAAUCUUCAACCCUGUGAUUCAAUGCUACAUGUAUGGCAUGACAACAAACGACAGAUUAGUUGGCUAAAGCACAAACAGAUCUGGCUACCACCAGACUGUGAGACCAGAGCACAUUAAAAGUGAUUAAUUUGGCCAAUACUAUAGAUUCUCCUCAGUAACUGGGACAUGGAACCCAAUCCAGCAAUGUCUAUUUCAUCCCUCAGGCUGCUAUAGUUCCAUAUGAGGUUGUGAACUGUUGGCUCCAUGUUUUAGCCUGCAUACAGUAUCUUAGCUUCCGUAGCUGAAUGUUUGCAGCUGAAGUUCAGGUGUGACUUUUGACAACUCUAUCACAUUUGGUGGGUCAAUACCAACGUUUUGGCGAUAUCCCUGCCUCAACAUUGGGUUCUCACAUUUGAUGACUUGUUUUUGUUGCCUUUGACCUAAAAUUGAUCAAACAAUAAAGCGAGUAGGUAGCCAGAUCUACUACUGAGCAAGUGCUUAGAAAAUUGGUCUCCAUCCAUUGCUCUUGGUCUUGAGGCUCACACCAUGUUAGAUUUAGCAGAAGUAGUCAUGGGAUAGAAAUGUCUCACCGCUCAUCUGGAUGACGUGUGCUUCCCCACCUGACACGAGAACAAUGAAUUAUGUAUUUCUGUACUCUGAACAGAGUGAACUCAAUGCUAAGGCCUUUUCAAACCCUUUUUUGAACAUUAUCACUUGUUCAUGUUUUCCUUUUUGAUUCUUCCUCUUGUUUAUGCCAGAACCAUUUAGCCAUUUCCAUCGAUGGUGACUGACUAGGCUUUAUGGCAGGGGUCUUAUUCCACACUUAAAAAAUCACGUCACAAACAUAUUCCAGCAUAAAUCUCCCUUCUCCCUGAUAACAAUUUAUCGAUCUAACAAUUAACUGUUGGUAAAUGAACUACAAUGAUUAGAGAACACAACAUCCUGGUAUAUGUGAAGAUAUUUGCAAUAAUAAUAUGUCAUUUGAGCAUAGGUGUCUAUCUCAUCACAGUGAUAUGAUGAAACAGUAAUGCAACUCUCUACUCUUCCUGUUGGUAUAAUUGGUCUGGAUACCCACCUCGCACUGAGAGAGCCUAAUUAGAGGCUGAUCUACAUGAAUGAUGCCGGAUGCUGUUUCUGCUCUGAAUCACAGCUAGCUGUCUCUCACGUUGAGAGGCACACUGAGGAUAUUGCAUGACGACGUCAUUCACAGUGACACAAAGGAACUCAUAACAAUGUUCUGUUUUAGAACUACCGUAGUGUCUACAUGCUUAACUGAGCCACCAUAUUCAGUGUGGUUGAGUAUUUUGUCUGCAAAGCAGCCUGUUUUAUCAAGAUCUUAUCAAGACUGUGUUUCUAUCCUAAUCAUAAAAUAUUUUCUUCAGGAUUGAUUCAGCGGUGCAUCCCAGUCAAGUAUCAUUACUCUUCCUCCAUCCUUCCGCGGAAUUUACCCAUCAACAUCACCAAGACCAUCCGUCAGGAUGAGUGGCAUGCACUCCGUAAGUCUGAGCCUGUCUCUGUCUAAUGGCUGUCUUACUGGCUGUACAGUAUGUCUGGACUCUCCCUGGGUUCAAUCAUUUUCUCUGUCUAUCUCUCUAGUUCUCUUUCUCUCUAACUGUUAUCUCAGGAUCAAAUACAUUUAAAGUGGCGGCCAUUGAGAGCAAUAGUAAUAAAACCAAUCCUCUCAAUUUCAUCUUCUUGUUAUCGCUGUUCACCCCUCCCUGUCGCCCUCUCUAGUUCUGAUAUCCUUCAAAAAGAUAAGGAAAACGACAUGGUUCUGUGAAGGAAGUGACAGGGAUUUGUAAGGGUGUAUGGCUCUAUUUGUGGCAGGAAUAUUUCGGUAUAUCAUAUGCUGUGAAUAUGAUUGUGCAGGCAUUGCAUUUAUGUGCUGUGCAUGCUGUAGAUCCCACUAGGCCUUCUGCUCUGAUCUCCAGUGUUCUUUGUCCACUAAAUGAUGGAGGUGUGUGUCUGUUGGUGCAGAUCUACGCAGGAUGACGGCUGGCUUUGUGGGCAUGGCCGUGUCCAUCAUCCUGUUUGGCUGGAUUAUCGGAGUGCUGGGCUGCUGUCAGCAGCAUGACCUCAUGCAGUAUGUAGCUGGACUACUCUUUCUCAUGGGAGGUAAGAGCUGGCUCCUCUCUCUGUUUGGUGUGUGUAUGUGUCUGUGUGUGUGCAUGUGUGUGUUUGUUUGAUGCAUUGUGUAGACUACAGUAGUUGUGGGUAUAUGCGCUUGUGUGUGAGAGAGCUAUAUGUGUGAACAUAUAUAGGUUUAUAUAAUAAGGCAUACAAGAAACACAUGACAUCUCUGUUUUACAUCUCUGUAAAACUCAUGACAUCUCUGGAGUGUAAAGAUGUUACCAUCUAUUGUCUGGCUGACCCACUAGGCCUACCAACAUAGGAAUGACAUAAUAUGUUAAUUAAAGUUGCUGUGAAUGAUUUAGCAGUGAAUCCCAUACGUUUCCGUUUCUCUCCUUGUCCUCCCUCAGGAACAUGCUGUAUCAUCUCCCUGUGUACGUGUGUGGCAGGCAUCAACUUUGAGCUGUCCCGCUACCCACGCUACAUGUAUGGCCUCCCAGAGGAUAUUAGCCAUGGCUACGGCUGGUCCAUGUUCUGUGCCUGGGGAGGCUUAGGCCUCACUCUGCUGGCUGGAUUCCUGUGCACCCUGGCCCCAUCCCUAAGCACCCCCUCCCGCACAACCGUCCACAAGCCCAGGCAGGAGAACGGAACCGUGUGA